Molecule: messenger RNA, 237 nt
Organism: Dermochelys coriacea (leatherback sea turtle)
Lineage: Eukaryota; Metazoa; Chordata; Testudines; Dermochelyidae
Product: C-type lectin domain family 2 member D-like
Exons: 2
Coding region: 1-237 (78 amino acids)
Source: RefSeq, a predicted model, not a curated record
AUGCACCAUAAAGGCCCCUCCAAUCACUGGGUUGGACUCCGGAGGGAACCAGGCCAGCCCUGGAGAUGGGUGGAUGGUGCUGCAUUCAACCACCUCUUUGAGGUCAGAGGAGCCGGACUCUGCGCUUACCUGGAUGACGGCGUUGUGAACAGCGCGGGUUGUGACACCGAGAGGAAGUGGGCCUGCAGCAAGCCGGACGGACAGACGGGGGGGAAGCAAAGGGCCCCAAAGUGUUAA